AAAGAGCCAAGGGAAAAUUGUCACGAUAUCAGUUCUUCAUCAUAGUCAUCGUUGCAACUUUUACCUACAGUAUUGUUCCUGUUUACCUUUUUCCUUCUAUCACGGCUCUAUCGUUCGUUUGUUGGAUAUGGAAAGACUCGAUAACUGCGCAGCAAAUAGGUUCUGGAUUCAAUGGAUUAGGCAUAGGCUCUUUUGCGUUGGAUUGGAUGACCAUGACAUCCUACAUGGACAGUCCUCUGGCAGUUCCUGCAUUUGUGGUGGUCAACAUGAUGGCCGGAUUCAUUCUUAUUAUUUAUGUUCUAGUACCAUUAUCUUAUUGGAAUAAUGCUUACGAUGCCAAACGUUUUCCUAUUUUUUCAUCAAGUAUUUUUGACAUCGAUGGGCAAUUUUACAAUGUGUCCCGGAUUUUAGAUGAGAAGUCACUCACAUUCAACGAAGAAGCAUAUAACAAUUAUUCGAAAUUAUACUUCAAGUGCCUCCCUUAUGUAUAGUUAUGGUUUUACCAUGGCUUGUUUUACGUCAAGCAUCUCUCAUGUUGCUCUCUUCUAUGGGAGAUCACUAUGGCUACAAUUUGUCAAUUCAUAUCGGUGUCAAAUGCAAGAUGUUCACACGAGGUUGAUGAAACAAAAUUACGAGUCUAUUCCCCGGUGGUGGUUCUACUCUCUACUCUUCUCCAUGAUGGGUUUUGCCAUCUUGGUAUGUGAAAUAUUUAGCGAUCAACUUCAACUUCGCUAUUGGGAAGUUCUAUUAGCUUGUGCCUUGGUGUUCAUAUUUUUGCUUCCAGAAGGUGUCAUGAUGGCUACUACUAGUUCGGAAUUUUCAAUAAAACUUUUAUUAGAGAUCAUAAUUGGGUACUUGCAGUCGGGUAAACCUAUUGCAAAUAUUGCAUUCACAACAUACGGCUCUACUGCAAUUAAUACGGCAAAAUAUUUUACUAUGGAUAUGAAGAGAGCAUAUUACAUGAAGAUUCCUCCAAAAGUAAUGUUCUUGAUACAGCUUAUUCUCUAAUAGGAGUCCUACCAAAUGGCCGAUGAAGAAGGUUCGAUUCUGGAUGACUCUCCGAUCGAGCAAGUUCGGUUGACAGUCCCACCAACAGAUGAUAACACAUUGCAGGUCUUGACAUUCCGAACAUGGCUUAUCGGAAUCCCCAUUUGCAUCCUCGGGUCCGUAAUUGCAGCAUUAUCUUCUUACCGACAGCAAUUGUUCUAUUUAUCACAAGUCUGCAUCAACAUCAUCGUGCUCAUCAUUGGGAAACUAAUGGCUAAUAUGCUACCAAACAAAGUGGUAAGGAUGCCAUACACAAACUGGGGUUUCUCGUUGAAUCCGGGACCCUACAACUUUAAAGAAUGUGGUGACCACCAUACUGGCCGGCAUGGAAAGUGCUUCUGCUGGCUUCGAAAUUUUAUCCAUGUCCAAGAUCUUCUACCACAAGGAUAUCCCAUUAUUGCCGGCCAUGCUGCUGGUGCUAUCGAUUCAGUUUUCGCCAGUAUUACCUGCAGCAGCUGCAGCACGAGGCCAGAUGGUUUGCUCGAUAUCAGAGGCAUCAAUACUUUCUCCCCACAUGCACACCUCACCACCAAUGACCAAUUUCUGCUGCUCAGGCGUGGAGAUGUUUGUAAGGGGCUCAUUCAUGUAGAACUUCUGCCAUGGGACAUCCAAGUGAUCCAAGUACCACUUCUCCUGGUUGCUCACAAUGCAUCUCAGUCCGGCCGCCACCACCUUCUGUGCUACUCCACCACCAAGCCUGCAAGCACACAAGGAAAAUUGCCUUAUGACAGUGAUGACACCAACACAAUCUAUCCGGAUCGCUGUACACAGAAGUCAGAUUUCUCAUCUCUUUCCAAUCCUUUCUUAGUUGUGUUUCUGGAAGCUAUAGAAGUUUGUCCUGUUGUGUUUUAUUAUCCAAAAAAUUAACAUUUGAUGUGUGUUUUAUCAUUAAUGAUGAGAACUUACAUUUGACA
Messenger RNA from Musa acuminata AAA Group (dessert banana), 1961 nucleotides. RefSeq lists its product as uncharacterized. Gene Ontology annotation, cellular component: plasma membrane. Gene Ontology annotation, molecular function: oligopeptide transmembrane transporter activity. The transcript has 6 exons. The coding region runs from base 1024 to 1914 and encodes 296 amino acids. The record is from RefSeq and is a predicted model, not a curated record. Gene Ontology annotation, biological process: transmembrane transport. NCBI's taxonomy places the organism in Eukaryota, Viridiplantae, Streptophyta, Magnoliopsida, Zingiberales, Musaceae.